This is a messenger RNA of Phaeodactylum tricornutum CCAP 1055/1, 2018 nucleotides long. Its product is annotated as anti-viral guanylate-binding protein. NCBI's taxonomy places the organism in Eukaryota, Bacillariophyta, Bacillariophyceae, Surirellales, Neidiaceae. The coding region runs from base 63 to 1832 and encodes 589 amino acids. Gene Ontology annotation, molecular function: GTP binding; GTPase activity. The record is from RefSeq and is a predicted model, not a curated record. The transcript has 2 exons.
GAUGCCGUUCUCUGGAAAGACUUCGUUGUACAUCCACGAAGUCGGUUUUGGCAACGAAAAAAAUGUCAGACACUGACGAUUCUGGUGUCCUGGUGGAACACGAAACCAAAACGGGAGAUCAAUCCGCUCCGGCGGUUGUGGUUUCCGACGACGAGGUAGAGGCUCUCACUGUCGACGAAAAGAUUGAUUCCGGUCCGGGCAAAGAAGAGGACGACGACGCUGCUGCCACAGACGACGAAGCAAAGCCUCAGGCCCUCCAAAUUGUAUCGAUUGGGAGUGAAAAGGAUGCUUAUGCGUUCAAGUUUGAAGAGGAAAAGUUACAAGCGAUUUUGUCGCGAGUUCCAGUGGGAUGGGACGUUUCCAUCGUCUCCGUCGUCGGCGCCUUUCGAACGGGUAAAUCAUUCUUGUUGAGUUGGUUUCUGCGGUACCUUUACCAAGUGCAAGCAGAUCAAAAAAGCGAUGCUACAAAUACAGAACCCUGGUACGAACGCAUCGAAUCGCUAGGAAACGAAGGGUUUGAAUGGAAGGCAGGCAGCGAUAGAAAUACGACUGGUAUUUGGAUGUGGAGCCAUCCUCAUUUUAUCGAAACCGGGAAGGAACACCCGACCGCGGUUCUCUUGGUCGAUACGCAGGGAAUGUUUGAUCACGAAACCACCAUGUCGUUGACGGCAUCCAUUUUUGGUUUCAGUACACUGCUGAGCAGCUAUCAGAUCUACAACGUUGACAAGAGGAUUCAGGAAGACAACUUGCAGCAACUGGCACUCUUUAGUGAAUACGCGCGAACUGCCGUCAAUGACGGUAUUGAGGAGUCGAAAAAGGAGGGUGACGAUAACGAUUUACCCAAGCCCUUCCAGAAAAUCGAAUUUUUGGUUCGAGAUUGGCAGCACUUUGAAGAUGAAGAAGACGACGAGGAUUGCGAAGCCAUGGAAAAGUCCAUGGAGAAAUACUUGCAAACGGCAAUUGCUGACCGUGAUGCCAAGGAUCUCCAAGAUACACGCCAACAGAUUUUGUCGUGUUUUGCAAACGUUACGUGUUAUGGGCUCUGCCAUCCUGGAUUGGCCGUUACCAAAAAGAAGUUUUCGGGUGACGUGGAGUCAAUUCAGCCCUUAUUCAUGCACCUAUUGGAUCGAUAUUGCAAGCGAGUAUUUUCACCAGAUAACUUGGAAGCCAAGGUGAUACAUGGACGAACGUUGAGUGCAGCUGAACUAGGAAGCUACAUUCAAGCAUACGCGGAUAUGUUUGCGUCGGGAGCGAAGUUUCCCACGGCAGCUACAUUGUUGGAAGCGACGGCGUCGGCCAACAAUACCAACGCAGUUCACCUCGCGGUCACUGCCUACAAAGAAGAGAUGGAUCGAAUUGCCGGACCGCGCUGUAGCAACUACGUUCGACCGGAGGAGUUACAAGAAGAACACGGUAUGAUUCGCAGCAAGGCAUUGACUGUCUUUGAGUCCGUCGCCACAUUUGGCAGCCGAAACAGUAUUGAUCAAGCAAAGGGCAAAUUCCUCGAUCAAGUCGAGGAUAAUUUUCAAGUGUACGAAUCACUCAACACGGGACGGAACCCGCUAGCUGGCAUGGAAACAUAUUUAAUUCCUUUGGCCAUUGCUGCGGUUUCGGCGAUCUUGCGUUGGUUUACCGAUUUGACCUGCUCAUCGCACUCUGCCACGUGCCGAGCUAGCUCCGAGGUCCUGCAUCACAUUUACAUGGUCGUCUUUUUCUUUCUACUUAUUGUUGGCGCAACCAAAGCACAACAAAUUAAGCAAAUCUUGACACGAUUCCGCACCGCCUUGGAAGUCAUGUCGGACGGAAGCUCCAAGAAUACCAAAAACGACUAACUGUAAAUGUUACCGGUGUCAAAGAUGAGACGAAAGAUUAUUGAACGCCAAAUUGGAAUUGCGUAGAAACGAGACCAAUGAAGCCCGUCCAGUGCACCGCCCUACAGGAAGACAAACAACGAGUAUAGGCGAAAUCGCCGACGUGCAAAACGACGUCAAUAACUUAAAAAAAGAGGUCUACAGUCG